This is a messenger RNA of Malurus melanocephalus (red-backed fairy wren), 775 nucleotides long. RefSeq names its product fibroblast growth factor 19 (gene FGF19). Gene Ontology annotation, molecular function: growth factor activity; fibroblast growth factor receptor binding. The transcript is spliced from 3 exons. Bases 1 to 663 code for a protein of 220 amino acids. Gene Ontology annotation, biological process: regulation of cell migration; positive regulation of protein phosphorylation; positive regulation of gene expression. Gene Ontology annotation, cellular component: extracellular region; cytoplasm. Lineage: Eukaryota; Metazoa; Chordata; Aves; Passeriformes; Maluridae. The record is from RefSeq and is a predicted model, not a curated record.
AUGGGGCCGCGCCCCGCCGCGCUGGCGCUGCUCGCUCUGGCGGCCGCCGCCGCCUCCGCGCUGCCGCUGCCGCUGCCUGACGCCGGCCCGCACCUCAACUACGGCUGGGGAGAGCCCAUCCGGCUGCGGCACCUCUACACCGCCAGCAAGCACGGGCUCUUCAGCUGCUUCCUGCGCAUCGGCGCCGACGGCCGAGUGGACGCUGCCGGCAGCCAGAGCCCGCAGAGUCUGCUGGAGAUCCGCGCCGUGGCCGUGCGCACCGUGGCCAUCAAGGGCGUGCAGAGUUCGCGGUACCUGUGCAUGGAUGAGGCGGGGCGGCUGCGCGGGCAGCUCAGGUAUUCCACUGAAGACUGUUCAUUUGAGGAGGAGAUUCGCCCGGACGGCUACAACGUGUAUAAAUCAAAAAAACAUGGAAUAUCAGUGUCCUUGAGCAGUGCCAARCAAAGACAGCAGUUCAAAGGGAAAGAUUUUCUUCCCCUGUCUCACUUCUUGCCCAUGAUCAACACAGUGCCCGUGGAGUCAGCAGACUUUGGGGAAUAUGGUGAUUACAGCCAGGCCUUUGAGCCAGAGGYGUUCUCCUCACCCCUGGAGACGGACAGCAUGGAUCCCUUUGGCAUCACCUCCAAACUGGCCCCAGUGAAGAGCCCCAGCUUCCAGAAGUGACUGUGCUCACACAGGCGUUUUCACAGGAAUAUUGCAGAGUACUGCAGGGCUUUUAGCUCUUCGUGUAGUGCUAUUUGAGAACCUUUUUGUAUAUUUGAGCAUGGAGCCAGCC